Daphnia pulex (common water flea) is the source of this 1128-nucleotide messenger RNA. Its product is annotated as gustatory receptor for sugar taste 64b-like. Gene Ontology annotation, molecular function: taste receptor activity. The transcript is spliced from 6 exons. Gene Ontology annotation, cellular component: membrane. NCBI's taxonomy places the organism in Eukaryota, Metazoa, Arthropoda, Branchiopoda, Diplostraca, Daphniidae. The coding region runs from base 1 to 1128 and encodes 375 amino acids. The record is from RefSeq and is a predicted model, not a curated record. Gene Ontology annotation, biological process: detection of chemical stimulus involved in sensory perception of taste; sensory perception of chemical stimulus.
AUGAAGAAAAAGCCAGAUUUCAUUCAGCUUUGGAAUCCAGUCAUUUCAUUUUGUCGAAUUUACGCGGUUAUCCCUUUGAGACAAUCCGACAAGGAACCCUAUUUCGAGCGAUGCUCCGGUUCACUUUGUUGGUGUCUUUUAGUCGCCUCGAUUUACCUUUUCGGCUUCGUCCUCUCCGUCAUUCUCGUCUUGGACACUUUCAGUAGCUCGUCAAAGAUUAUCGCCAACGCCACUUUUUAUUUGAUUUAUUACGUUCACUGCGAAAUGACUCUGAAUUGGAUCCAAGUUGAAAAUCUUUUGAUCAAGCACAAAAUUCAUCUGGGUAAAGUCUUGGUAGCUCAGUGCUGGACCAUUGUUAUUGCUACCUUAAUCAUGUCCCAUCUCGAAAAUGGCUGUUACAUCAUUAGUGCGGUAAUCGACGCUGAAAGCCUAUCCGAUACUAUUCACCUCUUCGUAAAUUUAGCGGGAAAAGGGACAGAUUUAAAUCCUUAUUUCGGUGACUAUAAGGAUAUCUACGGUUUUUUCCUCAUUUUUGUCGAGUCGUUGAGUGAAGUCGCUUGGAUCUCUGGCGAUUUGAUUAUUGCUUUAAUCUCAAUCAUCUGUCGUCGCUAUUACGAAGCGCUACAAGAGAAAUUGCUUUCCGAUAAUCAUCAUUCCUUCCGACAGCUGGAAGAGCUCCGGAAGUUACAACUGGCCAUUUCUACGUUGGUCCACAAAGUGGCUGAAGUUUUCUCGCCACUAAUUCUCAUAUCUGUCGGAUGCAACGUCGUUUACAUCCUUGCCUUUUUGUACUCCGGACUGGAGGCUGAUUUGUUCAGCCCAAGUUUUCUCGUCCGUCUCAUUUUCACCUAUUCUUUUAUCUACGUGGUUCUCAGACUAAUAUUCUCCGUUUUCUUGGCUAGUCGACUAAGCGAAAUGCCGGAGAAAACCAUCGACUACUUGUACAGUCUACCUUCGAUUGUUGGUUCCAACUCUGACGAGCAAAUGAUAAUGAUUGUACAAGAAAUUCAAAGUAAUCCAGUCAGUCUUGGUGGAAGUGGAUUCUUCGUUCUCUGCAAAUCAUCUGCAGCGGCAUUAUUCAGUUUAAUCGUGACGUACGAGGUCGUCAUGCUACAACUGCCACGCUAA